ACACAGAGAGCAAGAGAGAGAAAGAACUGUUGUAAUUGUAAAUCCAUUUUCCCUGAAAAUGCUCUGUUUCCUUUCUCCCACUGACUCAAGAUAUGAAGUCUCAUCUUCUCUCCCACAUCUAUCCAUCAAUGGCGGUCCCCAUCCGACUCCUCCCACGAUGAUAUGACCCACCUCUUGUAAAUCCUCCCUCCCUCCGCCAUCAUUGGUGGCCGCAAUGUCCGCCUCCGUCGUCAUCUUCUUCCUGAUCGCUGCUGCCGCUCUCCUCCCGUUUACCGCCACCUCCCUCCAGAUCCAGCAGCCCGACUGCACAGGCCGCCGGAUCCACAUCCGCCGGCUGCCUCCCCGGUUCAACGCCGACCUCCUCGCCAACUGCUCCGCGUACCCGCUCUUCACCGAUUCCUUCUGCCCCUACACGGCCAACCACGGCCUCGGCCUCAAGACCCACAACCGCUCCCAGAGCUGGUACCGCACCGACCCGCUCCUCCUCGAGCUCCUUUUCCACCGCCGCAUGCUCGAGUACCCCUGCCUCACCCCUGAUCCCUCCGUCGCCGACGCCGUCUUCCUCCCCUACUACUCCGCCCUCGACGCCCUCAAGUAUCUCUACGGCCCCGAGGUCAACUCCAGCUUCAACCACGGCCUCGACCUCUACCGCUUCCUCCGCUCCGAUCAGCCACUCCUGUGGUCCCGGUGGUCCGGCCAUGACCACUUCCUCGUGAUGGCCCGCCCCGCCUGGGACUUCUCCCAGCCCCUCUCCAAUGACCCGCCCAUCUGGGGCACGUCUUUCUUGGAGCUGCCGGAGUUCUUCAACGUUACCGCCCUCACCUUCGAGUCUCGUCCGUGGCCGUGGCAGGAGCAAGCCAUCCCCUACCCCACCUCCUUCCACCCCCCCAACCUUCCACUCCUUGACGCCUGGGCCCACCGUGUCCGAUCGUCCAAGCGCACAAACCUUGCCCUCUUUGCAGGGGGCGGUGGCAUCUCCGCCUCACCCAACAUCCGCAGGAGCAUUCGUAUCGAGUGCGAGAACCAGAAUUCCACCAAUCCUGAUUCGGACCGAUACACCAAGCUCUGUGAGGUAGUGGACUGCUCAAAUGGGGUCUGCGAGCACGACCCCAUCCGCUACAUGAAGCCCAUGCUGCGGUCAAACUUCUGCUUCCAGCCUCCAGGGGACACCCCGACCCGGAGAUCCACCUUCGACAGCAUCCUCGCUGGCUGCAUUCCCGUCGUCUUCGAGGACCAAUCUGCAAAGUCCCAGUACUCAUGGCACUUGCCCGAGGAGGAUUUCGGGGAGUUUUCGGUUUUCAUCCCUAAGGAAGAUGUGGUCUACAAAGGCCUCAAGAUCAUGGACGUUCUGAUGGCAAUACCCAGUUGGAAGGUCAAGAAGAUGAGGGAGAAGGUCUUGGAGAUUAUGCCAAGGACCAUUUACAGAAGUCACGGGAGCUCUCCCGGGUUGAGGGCGAAGAAGGAUGCCUUCGAUAUCGCUGUGGAGAACACUCUGAAGAGGAUAAAGUCCAGACUUGAAGAGGUAUAAAUUCCAGACUAGAAGAGGUUUCAGCUCAGAAAAGCUUGUCUAGAUUUUCUUCUUCUUUCUCUUUACACUCCCCUGUAUUUAUGAUAAUUUAUCGUUUUUCUAUUUAGUUUUCCUCCUUCGUGUACCCUUUUAGAUGUAAUGUGCUACAGAACAGCAAACGAGAGGAGGAUUCUCCAAAUUUUUGAUUGACAAUGAUAAAGAUUCAAGAUUUUUGGUCUGCA
Punica granatum (pomegranate) is the source of this 1749-nucleotide messenger RNA. The record is from RefSeq and is a predicted model, not a curated record. NCBI's taxonomy places the organism in Eukaryota, Viridiplantae, Streptophyta, Magnoliopsida, Myrtales, Lythraceae.